GCGUGGCAAGAACUAGAAGCAGCUGUCUUCUAGAGCAAAUCAAAGAGCCUAAAUAGCUUAUCGGUGAAAGCACGGCAUCAGAGAUGUGGUACAUUAUAACGACUUCUCUUUGUACAGUCCUGUUGGUAACUCUCACCAACGGUGCUUCCUUCAACAAAGACUCCGCUUUGCAGGGAAGAAAUGAACAAAGAAUUGGACCAAACAAGGGAGUUUCAAGAUUUCGCAGGUUUUUUGGGGUAUGCGGAAACCAAAUGUACAGUACAGCUAUGUUCUUGUGUUGUGAUGAUACAUUAAUCCCUAGGACAACAACAGCACGUCUCAUGUGCUGUGGUAGCGAGUCAUACAAUCCAUUAACCCAGAUGUGCUGCGACGCUAACCCACAUUCAAAGAUAGGAUUCCGGCAACCAAGCUGCUGUGGAAGUGAUCCUUAUGAUGCAAAUUACACAUUGUGUUGUGAUAAUACGCCAUUACCAAAGGUUGGAGUCCAAUCAGCCUGUUGCGGAAGUCACGUAUACGAUAUGGCUACCCAAAUAUGCUGUGAUAGCUAUGUACAAUUCAAACCAGGGAUACACUCAGUUUGCUGCGGCUCGCUAGCAUACGAUGUCAAUACUCAGCUCUGCUGCGAGGGUCUUCCUGUCCGCAAAGUAGGAAAUCACUCAGCUUGCUGUGGAAGGAUGGCAUAUGAUGUACAGAAUCAAUUGUGCUGCGAAAAUCGGGUAGUUCCCAAACCCUCACCUUACUCAGCCUGUUGCCCCGCUGAGCACUAUCCCACUUCCUACAAUACAGUUACCCAGCUUUGUUGCGCGGGUUUUGUAUAUCCAGCAUCUCCUGGCGUACGAUGUUGUGGAGCGAUGAUGUAUCACACAAGGAUGAAUAUGUGUUGCGAUGGCAGCCUCAUAUUGCCUAUAUUAGUAACGGGAUGCAGAGGAUUUGCCUGAGACCGAGCCAUCAUAAUAAUAUAAGUAUGGCUGUAAAAGCAAAAUCACAAAGGUCUCAAUGGGGUGAUGAGUUUUACGGAUUACGGUUAAUAUUUUCUCAUUGAGGUCAAAAUUUUCUAAAUAGAGAAUAAUACAUGGGCGCGCGUAGUUAUGGAAUUUCUCUUCGAGUGUUUAACACGAUAGCUCACGAGUGAGAUGUCGAGUUGUACACGAGGAGCGAAAUUUCAUAUCUACAAGCAACCAUGUAUUAUUUUGUUUAUCAUAUAAACACAAAAGCCCUUUACUGACUAGCAAAGUCAACUUUGUUAAUGAAUGAAUGAAUGAAAAAAAAAAAAAGAUUGACAAUCCCUGAAUAAAAAUCGUAAAGUGCGUUGGCGCACCUAAGAUGAAAACGUGCGUUAAAUCACUGCAAAAUAAACAAUGGCCUAAUUUUCAAUAUGCGAAUUCUCAGUUAUUGAAAUUGUACCGACAAAAGAAAUCUUUCAGGUACACGGCCAAAAUCGGCCUGUGGCAAAUCUUCUAGUUGUUGAU
Molecule: messenger RNA, 1469 nt
Organism: Pocillopora damicornis (cauliflower coral)
Lineage: Eukaryota; Metazoa; Cnidaria; Anthozoa; Scleractinia; Pocilloporidae
Source: RefSeq, a predicted model, not a curated record